CUGGGGCGCAGCUUGAUGGCGUCGGGCUGGCGAGCUGCGGUCCCGCGGGUGGACCCGGGGCGAAGGCCGCCUGUGUGAGAGGGCCAGUGGCCCAAGCUCGCUGCGGACACGGGGAGGGGGAAUCGGGGGCACUAGGCCUCCCUACACUUCGCCAUGAGUUUCCUGAUCGACUCCAGUAUCAUGAUUACCUCCCAGAUACUUUUCUUUGGAUUUGGAUGGCUUUUCUUCAUGCGCCAACUGUUUAAGGACUAUGAAGUACGUCAAUAUGUGGUACAGGUGAUCUUCUCUGUGACUUUCGCAUUUUCGUGCACCAUGUUUGAGCUCAUCAUCUUUGAAAUCUUAAAAGUAUUGAAUAGCAGUUCCCGUUAUUUUCACUGGAAAAUGAACCUGUGCGUAAUCCUUCUGAUCCUGGUGUUCAUGGUGCCUUUUUACAUUGGCUAUUUUAUUGUGAGCAACAUCCGACUAUUGCAUAGGCAGCGACUGCUCUUCUCCUGUCUCCUGUGGUUGACCUUCAUGUACUUCUUCUGGAAACUAGGAGACCCAUUUCCCAUUCUCAGCCCGAAACAUGGGAUUUUGUCCAUAGAACAGCUCAUCAGCCGGGUAGGUGUGAUCGGUGUGACUCUCAUGGCUCUUCUUUCUGGAUUUGGUGCUGUCAACUGCCCAUACACGUACAUGUCCUACUUCCUCAGAAAUGUGACUGAUGCAGAUAUCCUCGCCCUGGAACGGCGACUGCUCCAAACCAUGGACAUGAUCAUCAGCAAAAAGAAAAGGAUGGCAAUGACACGGAGAACUAUGUUCCAGAAGGGGGAGGUGCAUAACAAACCAUCAGGAUUCUGGGGAAUGAUAAAAAGUGUUACCACUUCAGCACCAGGAAGUGAAAAUCUCACUCUUAUCCAACAGGAAGUGGAUGCUUUGGAAGAACUAAGCAGGCAGCUUUUUCUGGAAACAGCUGAUCUGUAUGCUACCAAGGAGAGAAUAGAAUAUUCCAAAACUUUUAAGGGAAAAUACUUCAAUUUUCUGGGUUACUUUUUCUCUAUUUACUGUGUUUGGAAAAUUUUCAUGGCAACGAUUAAUAUCGUUUUUGACCGGGUUGGGAAAACUGAUCCUGUCACAAGAGGCAUUGAGAUCACUGUGAAUUAUCUGGGGAUCCAAUUUGAUGUGAAGUUCUGGUCUCAACACAUUUCCUUCAUUCUGGUUGGAAUCAUCAUCGUUACAUCUAUCCGAGGACUGCUGAUCACUCUUACCAAGUUCUUUUAUGCCAUCUCUAGCAGUAAGUCCUCCAACGUCAUUGUCCUGCUGUUAGCACAGAUAAUGGGCAUGUACUUUGUCUCCUCUGUGCUGCUGAUUCGAAUGAGCAUGCCUCUAGAAUAUCGUACCAUAAUCACCGAAGUCCUGGGGGAACUACAGUUCAACUUCUAUCACCGUUGGUUUGAUGUGAUCUUCCUGGUCAGUGCUCUCUCCAGCAUACUGUUCCUCUAUUUGGCUCACAAACAGGCGCCAGAGAAGCAUAUGGCACCUUGAACUCAUGCCUGUUACAGACUGCUACGGGCCAGUAGCGUCAGAAUUUGGAUUUAAGAGAAAACAAUGGAGGGAACCAGGGCCUAAUAUUUUUUAAACAAUCAAAACACUGAGGUAGCAGAUUCUACCUCCAGCUUAUGCCUUCCUCCUCAGCUGAUACUGUGAUCAUGUAGCAUUAGCUAGAACGUGAGCGUGAAGUAAACUCAAGCUAGCCCUCAGCGGAGCGCAUCCCACAUGGGUUUGAGGCUGAUGCAGCAUGGCGGAAGAGGGGUGGAAAAGAGCCAAGAAACUAGUCUGGGAGAAUACACUGGAGCCCUAGGGUAAGGGGAAGUCUGAGGUAGCUGGGCCAAACACACAGGAUCUCUGUCAAGGCUCACACGGAGGAGGUUCUGGCUUUCCCUUAAGAUUGACAAUCAUUAAAAUCAGAUUGGAACCCUU
This is a messenger RNA of Panthera uncia (snow leopard), 1956 nucleotides long. It is a transcript of the gene GPR89A, whose product is annotated as G protein-coupled receptor 89A. Gene Ontology annotation, molecular function: voltage-gated monoatomic anion channel activity. The coding region runs from base 154 to 1521 and encodes 455 amino acids. The transcript is spliced from 14 exons. NCBI's taxonomy places the organism in Eukaryota, Metazoa, Chordata, Mammalia, Carnivora, Felidae. Gene Ontology annotation, cellular component: Golgi cisterna membrane. Gene Ontology annotation, biological process: intracellular pH reduction. The record is from RefSeq and is a predicted model, not a curated record.